Molecule: messenger RNA, 1366 nt
Organism: Carassius carassius (crucian carp)
Lineage: Eukaryota; Metazoa; Chordata; Actinopteri; Cypriniformes; Cyprinidae
Product: C-C chemokine receptor type 8-like
Exons: 4
Coding region: 343-1179 (278 amino acids)
Biological process (GO): phospholipase C-activating G protein-coupled receptor signaling pathway; positive regulation of Rho protein signal transduction
Cellular component (GO): membrane
Molecular function (GO): G protein-coupled receptor activity
Source: RefSeq, a predicted model, not a curated record
GAGUCAGACAAAAGGGGUCAGUUGAUAAGUUUUUUUUGUAUCUUAAAUAUUUACAUGUCUAAUUUGACAGUAUGUGAUGUAGCAGAUGACAUCAUAUUCUUGGGACAGCUGUGAAGUCAGUCUGCAAAACACAGCACAGGGAAUUAGGCCUUUUUAAGUUCAGAUAGACUGGACAUUCACUCUUCAGUGAUAUUUUUCUAAAGACUAAAGCUGUGAAGUCAGUCUACAAAACACAGCACAGAGAUUUCUAUACUUCCAGAGAGACUGGACAUUCACUCUUCAGAUUGAGGUUACAUUAGCUAUUAUGCUUUGUGAGCUGCUGAGAAGACAAACACAGAGGAGAUGAAUAACUCUACAGUGAACCUCACCACACCUGAAACAUCUACAAACUACAAAAUUCAGUCCUGGGAGCUUAUAGACAAUCUGGAAAUCUUUGUGUACAGCAUCAAUUUGUUUAGUUUUCCUACACACUGCUAUGUUAUAUGGCUCAUCAUUGGAUCAAGAAGUGGAGUUACAUUAGAGUUCUUCAACCUCAAUCUGUCUGUUUGUGAGAUUGGUAUCUGUCUGAAUAGUUUGUUCUUUAUACUGUCAAGGUGGUUUUCAUGUCUUGAAUUUUUAGAUCAGUUUUUAGCAGGAUUUACAUACACCGGUCGUCCUCUGUUUCAGUGUCUGAUGUGUGUUGAGCGUUACCUGGGAGUGGUUCAUCCUGUAACCUUUCUGAAGUACAAACCUCUCAGAUACAGAGUCAUCUGCUGCACUGCUGUCUGGAUAAUUAAUCUUGGCUCCUGUUUGGUCUGCAUGUACAAUUUAGCCUCAAAAAACAAUCAUGCACAUGCGUUGUUCUUGACAGUGGAGCUUACACUGGUCAUCUCCAUCCAGUUGUUUUGUCUUGUGUCAGUUCUCAGAGCUCUGAAGCAAUCAGGACCAGGAGUGAGAGGGAGAAAAAGAGAGGUGGACAACCCCAUAAAAAGAAGAGCACUUUUUCUUAUUCUAAUAACCACAGUGACCAUGUUUAUACUAUUUUUCCCAUUUGUAAUCAUAGGAUUAUUUAUCAUAGUGACUGCUGAUUCUUCUCCAACAGUCUGGCUCACUGGCGUGACUUGUUUUAUUCUGGCUGGUUUUGUACAGCCUCUUCUUUAUCUGCACCGCACUGGAAAACUCUCCUUUGUGCCUCAUUAAAUUUGCAGUUGUUAUAUUACUAGAUGAAGUCAAUGAAUUGUAGUAAAUUGUAUUGUUAUACUGUAUAUCUGCAGUUACAAUAUUUAACUUAAGUUACUAAAUAUUACUUAUUGAUGACUUUUAUUUCUGUAAAUCAGAGUGUACAGCAUCAAUCUCUUGUUUGGUCUUCCUAUACACUUCUAUGUCA